Penicillium robsamsonii is the source of this 939-nucleotide messenger RNA. RefSeq names its product sterol desaturase family protein. Lineage: Eukaryota; Fungi; Ascomycota; Eurotiomycetes; Eurotiales; Aspergillaceae. Gene Ontology annotation, biological process: lipid biosynthetic process. Gene Ontology annotation, molecular function: oxidoreductase activity; iron ion binding. The coding region runs from base 1 to 939 and encodes 312 amino acids. The record is from RefSeq and is a predicted model, not a curated record. The transcript has 3 exons.
AUGGAUAUUUUCCUGGACAUUCUUGAUACAUUGGUCCUCGAUUGGUGCUACGCAUUAGUCUCGCCGGACCCAGCGACAAUUUCUAAUAAUGAUAGCCUAGCCACUGCCAAUUUGAACCGACAUGUCCGGCUUUAUUACCCCAUGCAGCCCUCAAAGUGGGCAGAGGCAAGCCUUUGGAAGAGAGAUGACAUUGCCAGACAAGCCUUGUCGUUAUACUUGAUUACAUGGCUUUUCGCAAUGAUAAUGUACCUCCUUGGUAGCCUCCUACUAUACCACACACUAUUCGACAAGAGACUACUCCAGCACCCGCGAUUCCUCCCAAAUCAGACCAAACUCGAGAUCAACCAAGGCAUCUCCGCCAUUCCCGUGAUGGCCCUCCUCACUGUCCCUUUUUUUCUAGCAGAGAUCCGGGGAUGGUCAAAGCUAUAUGAUUUCACCAGCGACUCUCCGUUCUUCGGAUACACCUUACUGCAAUAUCCGCUAUUCAUCUGUUUUACAGACAGUGGGAUUUACUGGAUACACCGUGCUCUGCAUCACCCUCGCAUCUACCGCUGGCUUCACAAACCACACCAUAAAUGGGCUGUACCGACGCCGUUCGCCAGUUAUGCGUUUCAUCCUUUGGAUGGAUGGUCGCAGAGUCUCCCCUACCAUGUUUACCCGUUGGUUUUUCCAUUGCAGAAAGGUGCAUAUCUGGGGCUGUUUAUUUUUGUCACGAUGUGGACGGUGCUGAUUCAUGAUGCCGAGUACAUGCCAACAUCGGAGGUAAUUAACGGCGCUUCUUGUCAUACGAUGCAUCACUUGCACUUCAACUACAAUUAUGGCCAGUUUACAACAACAUGGGAUCGCCUUGCAGGAACAUACCGAAAACCCCAAGGAGAUAGCUUUAUGCAAAGCCAGCGGAUGGAUGGGAAAGAGACACCUGGAGACAAGUGUGAUUGA